AUGAGGGCUUCCCUUGCUGCUUUGCGCUGGGUCCGGGAUGCCAUAUCGACGCCCAAAGAUGCAGCAGGUUGUGUCAAACAGGACCACCCUCAGACUUCGCGGCCGCGGUCCAGGUCACCGAAAGCUGCGGAGUCUAAGGCAUGGUGCGUUGCCUGCCAGCGCCUAGACUUUGGUCGCUUCUGCCCGCAGUGCGGGGAGAAGCUGGUGGCCCCCCCCCGCGAGGAGCGCGUCGUUACGCCGUCCGGAGAGUGGUUGCUGGAAGUCUCCGAAGAUCCUGGGGCCGACGCGGGGAGGCUCAAGCCUCUCGAAAAGAAGCUGGCGCCGGCGGUGGAGUUGGAGUUCAGCGAGAUGUCAGCUCCGCAGCAGAUCUCAGCCGAGGUGGACUUGACAGCGCCUGCCACGUCCAUUGCCAUAGACGAGAGAUCAGCUCAGAAGCCUUUUCAGGCUCCGACCCAGCUGGAGGAGCCGGAGGCAACCCAAAUCGAGGAAGACGAGACAGCUGUCGAGGAGCAGGAAGACUGCUCCAGCCCUGAGAAUGAGGAAGAAAGCGACUUUGCGAAAGAUGAUACAGACUCCCACAAGGUGGUGCCUGCGACGGCCGUCGAGUUAGAGAACUCCACAGCCGAUGAGGCCGAAGAGGUCGAUGAGGAGGACGGGCAGAAUGCUGAGGAAGACGAGGAAGAUGAGGAUGAGGAGGAGCAGGAGGAGCAGGAAGAGCAGGAGGAGCAGCAGGAGCAAGAGGAGCAGGAGCCGGAGGGGGACCAGGCAGAGGAGCAGUGUGCUUUGGAAGAGGCAGAGGAGGAGAAGGAGGAGGUCGAGAGGAAAGCGGAUGUGGUCGAGGAAGUUGGAGAGGCGGAUGCUGAAGAUCUCGUGGACCAGAGCACAAUAGACAGGGAGGCUAAUGAGCAAGAAGCUCCUGUGGAACACAUCGCAACCGAAGAUGUCUUUCCAGAAUCCGCGGAGAGAGGACAAGAGGUCGAGGUCCAGUUGCCGAAGGAUAAACAGGAAAGCGACAUUCGUGACGAUGGUUUACUUCGAGAGACGCAUCCCAAGACGACCAGAAAGACAAAGCGGUAUCUAUGCAAGGCCAAGGGACGAGCAGAAAAGGAGGCAGAGGCCAGGCAGCUGGAGGAGGCCAAGAAGGAAGCCGAGAAGGCUCGCGCGGAGGCCGAGCGGAAGGAGGCAGAGGAAAAGAAGAAACAAAAGCAGGAGGCCAAGCGACAGGAGGCGGCCAAAAAGAAGGAGGCUGAGAAGGCCCUAGCGGCCCUAGCUGAAGAAGCUGCCAAGUGCAAGGCAGAAAAAGACAAGCAAACGGAGGAGAUUCGCCGGAUGCCCGAGCCGGUGACACCCAGAAGAGUGAAGAAGUCCGCUGAAGGCAAUGAGGAUUGCGCCACUCGGAGUGUGCCGCGAUCCGCCAGGAAAGGUAGGUUUCUGGCUUUCGUGGCAAAGAAGCGCCAAACCAGCUUUGGUCGCAAGGUCUCUGAUCAGGUUCAACCCUCGUCUCGUGUUGAAAGCACUCCUCAACGGGCACGAGGCACCUUGUCGCAGCUGAUCAUGAACCGCCGGCCCCCCACACCACUGAAGCGGCACGUCAAGAAGCCCACGCCGGUCUCGGGUGCAGACCUGCCACCAAGACGGGUCAAGGGAAAGCAGCGCCCUGGGCAGCGAGCGCUGCAAGGCAAGAACGUGGCAAAACCUGCAGUCGAGAAGCCAAAGGCCAAGGCCAAAGCUGCGGAGGUGCCGGUUGCGACAGAUGUGGUGGUGGGGGAGUGUGCACAGGAUGCCUACCAGAUCUUCAGUCACUUCGAGGGCACAGCUGGCGCGGACCCCUCGGCCUGCUUGGCACGCCUUCGCGCGCUGCGCGAGCUGCAGGGCCACGCUCAGAUGGCAAAGGCCCUGGAGAACUGUGCCGAGGCUAUGCUCUGCGCUGGUGACUGCCGUUCAAGCUUCUUGCUGGUCGAUGGCUGCCUCGAUUUGCUCGCCACGGUGGCUCUGGAGGCGGAAGCCGAAGAGAAGACCCCGGGCCGACUCUUAUCUUGGCUGGUGCAGCGGCUCGGGAGCGAGGCCCAGGCGCUCCGGGAUCGAGCGGCCCGCUGCCGGGCAGCCUGCCUCCUCUGGCGCUUGCUUCCUCCCCUGGGCGACCCCAGCGCGCAGGUCCUUGGCAGGCACCUCACCGAAGCUGCCGGCCUCGCACUGCUUGACCUCGCCAAGGACCGUUCUCCACCUGUGCGCCUGGCAGCGGCCCGUGGCCUCAGCCGCGUCGAAGGUGAGGACUUCCAUGCUGCGCUGCUUCACCUUGCCAGCCGCGAUAUCACCCCUGCCGUCCGUGCAACGGCAGUUCUCAGCCUUGGCGACAGGGGUUCAGCCGAGGAGGCGGCCGGGCGAUGCCUGGACGCCGCCCCUCGCGUCCGCUGCCGACUCUUUGAGGCCUUGGAGAAGCAGGAGCCGGGGAAGCUGCCUGCCGAGAUCGUGCGAAUCGGUUUCCGUGAUGCCAACGCCGAGGUUCGAGAUGCCUGCCAUAGCUACCUGAUGAGUUGGCUGGCCAAGCAGCGCGAAGCCAAAGGUGCUGAAGCCGUGCUCCAGGACAUGAUUCGGCAGCUCGACGAGACGACUGCCGAGAUGGCUCUGAAAGUCGUCUUCGCGCGCUCGGACUGGGUCGCCUGCCUUGAUUCCGUGGCCACCAGGGCACCCGGCACUGAUGCCUCUGCUGCGCUGAUGUGGCGCGUGGCAGCGCAGCUAUCCGAUGCUCCAGUACCGGAUGCCGAACCGCUGCCUUACCAGGCAAUGUCAGCAGUGGUUGAUGAGCAGUGGUCGUUGCUGCGCCAACUGCUUUGGCGACUACUCCAGGAGGAGGGUGGAAGUACAACGGAUCUCAUGGAGGUGGCCGACACAGUGCUGCGCGAGGCGCCUGCUGCAGAGGAGGUGGGAGAUUCGGCCACGGGGACCUCAUUGUACCACCUGGCCGCGGCGGUUUUACGGAGAGCCGACCCCGAGGGCGUCAACUCUGCUGUGCUCUCGCUGCUGGAACAUCUGCAGAACGAUGACGAGACACAGCAGUUUGACGGUUUCCUGAAGAAGAAGAAAGCCGCAGAAUCUGCCCGACUGGCAGAUAGCGUGUCUCAAAGGACUCUGCGAGGCCUCUGCGUCAUCGAUGCAGCGCUGUCCCAAUCCUCGGUGCAGGCCGGCUCAGAAGACGUGGCUCCUCUACUAGGUGGACAUGAGCUCCUUCAUACUUGGCUGCGUCCGGCGCUGACUCGAGCUGACGCUGCCGAGCCAAUUCUUGGAGCAAGCUGGUCCCGGCACCGCAUACUGGCCAUCAGGUGCAUGGCUUUGCUCACCUCCGUGGAGCCGGAAGUUGCCUCCACUCACUGGCCCUUCUUCCUGUCCCUGCUCCGACGGUUUGGGAGUCGGACGGGGCGUGAGGCCGAGAUCAUCUCGCAGACCUGCGCCAUGUUCCUGUCCGACGUCUUACUGCUGCACAGUGGAGCCAGUGAGUGGUUUCCAGACCCAGCGGCCAAGUCCGCAGCUUUGCUCGCGGCUCUGCGGAAGGCUCAGGCCGUGUCGCCACCCUUGCGGAGGAAGCUGUCCGAGAAGAUUGCCAUGAUGAUGCUGUAUGGUGCCGAUCGAGAGAUCACCAUGGAGUCCACUUGGGCACUGACCUCCAUGAUGCUCGAGGUCUUUCAUCACCCCGCUGGCAAACCCAGCGCGGAAGUCGCAGAUGCUGCCAAACUGGACUUAGAGGAGGCGGAGGAGGCUGCUCAUCGGGGGCGACUGCUAUGCUUUUUCGGUUGCUUGGGCCGCGCCUCUGCCUCCCAUGCCGCGCGGCUUGGUGCAGCAGCGGAGUUGCUGCUCUCCACUGACCUCUGGCACCUUGCAGUUCCGAGACCGCUGACAGCUACACGAGGCGCUCAGACUUGGCGCUACUUGCAGCUUCCGCGUCUUCUCCGCCUUGUCUGUCAGCAGCUUGCAGCCUCCUGUGCUGGCCAUGCGGGACGGCCAGCUGCCCGGCACAGUGCUGCCAUCUGGCUCGAGCGGGUCUGGCGUCCGCUGGCCUUGCUUUGUCUUGACGUUCGCGAGGAAGCUCUACUGGCCGAGUUGCUCAGGGCAGCAAUUGUGCCCGUGCAGGCCGUCGACCGCUCUUUCUCUGCACCUUUCACAGCUGCCGGUGACUUCUGGCCCUUUAUAGCGCGGGAGGUCUCAGAAGCUUGCCAGGAGAUCUCUGCGGCGUGGUCGAAAGGGUCCUCGAAAGCUUCCGGCGAGGACCUGCAGCCCAUCCUCCGAAAGUUGACGGAGUGCUUGAGCACUGUGAAGACUGACCAGGUCUCCUCAUCUUUGCCACGUUGGGAGGAGGUGCGGGAAGCUACUCGAGAGCGGCGGCUUCAGCUGCGGCAGGACAUGGACAGCUUGGAGAUCGACAUCAGUGAUCUGAUUGCACAUGCUCUUCAUGCAGAGGGAGGCCUUUGCGUGGGGCGGAAGCGCCGCUGUGGGCAUGCAUCUGACGACGACAGCGGAGAAGUUCCUGCACCAAAGCGAUUGGCUCGGACACUGUUCCUUGGCCGUCCUGGCGGCAGCUGA
Molecule: messenger RNA, 4575 nt
Organism: Symbiodinium sp. CCMP2592
Lineage: Eukaryota; Dinophyceae; Suessiales; Symbiodiniaceae
Source: the annotation of a GenBank genome assembly